CAAAAACUUUUAAUUAGAAUUUUGAAUUGAAAUACGAAUACGUAAUUUUUUGAAUUUCCGUCCUAACGUAUCAGUAUGACCAAUGGGUCAGUGUAGGCAAUAGCCCAAGAACUUAACACAGUUAUAACCUACAGUACGAAGAAAACCAUGGCCACACGUUAUGCGGACGCACCAUCGUCCUUUAAUGUAGGAAUUACUGUAUAAUUGUUGUAAUUUGUACAAUAAUAUAGUAUGACUACAAUACAAACAUCGAUAUUUUUUCCCAACAUUGGGAAACAAUCGAUUUCAUGACGACGCGAGACUAAGAGCUUAAAAAAAAUGUGGACGAUACAUUAUUCGGUGGCCAAAGUAUAGGCAUUCUUGUCGUACUCUCGCCAGAAUUACACUUUAGUUUGCCAGAAACAGGCAACUUAUAUUUAUUGUAAGACCGCAUACCUACCUAACUUAUAAUGGAUAGUGCAUCAAGACCCAUUGACAGUAUUGCCGAUAAUCGCUAUUUUUGUCACAGUUGUGAUGCCGAAAUAGGAAGUGUAGCUGAUGAUUUUACAUGCCCAACUUGUCAUUUGGGUUUUAUUGAAAAAGUCGAAGAGCAACAAACUCCUGAGGAACCAGAUGAUGAGGAUAUGGAAUUUGCCAAUGCACACUUUAUGGUUAAUGGAAUAUUAGCAGAUGCUGAUCUUGCUGGAAGACGAAGGUCAAAUAUUCGUCGUCGUAGAUUUACAACAAGAGGUCCUCACGUAAUGACAUUGCAACCUGGAAGAGGUCCGAGACGAAGUUCAGGUGGUGGGACUAUUGAAAAUUUAGUAGAAGAUGUCAUAGUCAAUUUUGCUGAUUAUGCUCGAUCGGGUGCAAGUCCAGUCAGUAGAUUUUUACUUGGUAAUCCGGGUGAUUACGUUUGGGGAAGAGAUGGAUUAGAUUCGAUUGUGUCACAGUUAUUAAAUCAGAUUGAUGGAGCUGGACCUCCUCCAUUAACAAAAGAGAAAAUACAAGAAAUUCCUACAGCACUUAUUUCUCAAGAACAUUUAGAUAUGAAACUCCAAUGCUCUGUUUGUUGGGAAGAUUUUACAAUUGAUGAAAAAGUAAUGAAACUAGCUUGUGACCAUAUGUUUCAUAAAGAUUGUAUUAUACCUUGGUUAGAAUUGCAUGGUACAUGUCCAAUUUGUCGUAAAUAUUUAGCAGAUGAUGGGUUAAGUUCAAUUAGUUCAGAUCCACUAGGAAUCAGUUUAGGUGUUGGACCAAAUUUAGCAGCACUCAUUAGAGCUCGUAGUAACCCACGUAAUAAUACUAAUAAUACUGAUCCUGUAUGGGCAAUGAAUGAGUAUGAUAUGGCAUCUACAUCAUCUGAUUGGCCUACACAACUUGGUAUUAGUUUGCCACUUCCAAUAGUAUCAUCAUCAUCAACUACACAGACUCCAGCUGCUGCAUCAGGUAUGUCCACUUAUUCAUCCGUCACAGCUAGAAACUUACGUGACCAACGGUUGUCAACUUCAUCUGCUGAUGUUGAACCUAUGGAAACUGAUCAUGAUCAAAAUUUACCUGCAGUGAAUAAUACAAAUAAUUCCUAGUCUAUUCUAGUAAAUACAAGUAUGAUUUUAGUACAAUAUGAGUUUACUGUUUAAUACAUGAAAAUGAAAAAAAUAUAUUCAAUUGAUAACAAUUAAUCAAACAUUUUUUUUUUAAACCAUUUAUAAAUAUUUUUAUAACAUAAUUACAAUAAUUGAUGACAAUUUAUAAUUUUACUAGUAAUUGUCAGUUAGUUAUUUCAAUAGGUAUUUAACAUAUAUAAUAUAUAUUAUAUUAUUAUAUAUAUAUGAAUUCCUGUGUAUGUGAAUUUAAAUAUAUUUUAAUUGCACUGUUUUAAUUCACCCGAGUCUCAAUUGUAAUUAGUUAUUUAUCAAAUAUAUUAGUAGACAUUAUAAUGCUUAUUUUCUACCAAACUGGUAAAUUUCAAUUUUACCUAUUGAUUGUUAAAAUUGUUAUGUCUUUUUCAUUAUAAAACUUAAUUUAAAUUAUGUUUACUUAUCUACACUAUACAUUAUAAUAUGCUAUUCAAUGUUAUGAAACUAAAAUUCGUAAUUUUAAUAAAUAAUUUAAUUUAUAUUUUAUGCUUUUAAUACUAUAAUGGGUUAAAUUUUAGGUAAAUAAAAUAAAAUGUGUACAUAGGUAAUAUCAUCCAAUGUAGAUUUAGUUAAAUUUAAUAUUAUAAUUUUUGUGUUUUAUGUGUAUUAAACAAAAAAAUAAUGAAUAUAAUAUGUGUACUAGUGACAACAUUUGUUGUAAUAAUUAUUAUGUGUGUUAAUUUUUUUUAACUUCACAUUUAUAAUUUUUUCUAUUCAUUAUUUUUUAUUAAAAUUAUAUUACAUAAUUGAUUAUUUAUUUUAUAUUUAUUAGUGAAAGCAUAUGUAUAGUCAUAUUUGGUUAAAUUAUUGUUUAUUAUUUUCAUAAAUCAUUUUAUGAUAUCCUAAAAUGUAUUAAAAUUCUUUCGCUUAGAUAUAAAUAGAAAACAAAUUAUUGUAAAUAAAAAUACUUUAACACCCAUCAAUAUUGUUGGAGUUCUACAUUUUAUUAAAUCAAACUGUAUUAUAUUAUGCACUAGUUAAUUCUAUAUUUGAGAGCUUAAUUAAGAUAAUUUAUUUAGUAGAAAAUAUAUUAACAUGAUGAUACGUUUAAAGUUUAAACUAUAAAAAUGUAAACCAUAACAUAAUAAAUUUGAAACUCUUGGUGAUGCAAAGUUAUUAAAAAUUGCUAUCAUUUAUAUUUAAUUUUUAUCAUUACUAACUAAAUAAAUAUUUACUAUUUCUACCAUCACAUUACUAUUAAUUAGACUUAACAUAGAAUAUUAUUUUCAUUCAUAAUUCACAUAAUAAUCUACAAGGGAUAUAUUUAUGUAUGUUAUUUUCAAUGUUAUGAAAAAUACUUAAAAGAAUUAUUUGAGUGGUAUUUAAAAUAAUCAAAUGAUUUUUUUGUUAUAUAUUUAAAUAGUAUUCCUUUUCAUUUACAUUCCUUGCAUAAGUGUAUGGCUAAUAUGCUUCAAUUUCUGUUCUCUCAGGAGAAUUAUUAUAUUAUUUCAAUUAUUGCCUAGUUGUAAUAACACUGCAAAACAAUUUUUUGACCGCAUCAGACUAUCAGAAACGAAAGCUGUCAACAAAUUGAUGAAAACUGAUUUAAAUUGUGGGUGUGAUCUAAUGAAACUGGAAGAAAAAUGGUAAUUAUCGUAAUUGUCUGAUGUUACUCUUAUAAUAUGAGUCAGAGUAGUGUUGUCAAUUAUAUAAACACAGAUAUGGUUUUUUUUAUUAUUAUACAUU
Molecule: messenger RNA, 3305 nt
Organism: Aphis gossypii (cotton aphid)
Lineage: Eukaryota; Metazoa; Arthropoda; Insecta; Hemiptera; Aphididae
Product: E3 ubiquitin-protein ligase RNF126-A-like
Exons: 10
Coding region: 450-1565 (371 amino acids)
Biological process (GO): positive regulation of DNA-templated transcription; ubiquitin-dependent protein catabolic process; protein ubiquitination
Cellular component (GO): cytoplasm; nucleoplasm
Molecular function (GO): ubiquitin protein ligase activity
Source: RefSeq, a predicted model, not a curated record